AUGGCAGAUCAACAUAGGCUUCCCGUCGUGCAGGAAAAGCUUCGCGUCUUUGUCAUCUCGGACAUUUCGAACGAACCCGACGAUGCAGAAUCGCUCGUUCGUUUCCUGCUCUAUGGCAACGAGUUUGACACCCAGGGCAUCGUAGCGUGCACGUCCUGCUGGAUGAGGGAUAAAGUUCACCCAGAGGACAUGAUCAGGAUAGUCGAGGCCUAUGGCGCCGUGGUUGAGAAUCUGAACAGCCACGUUCACCCGGAAAAUCAGUAUCCCUCAGCCGGGACGCUGCUUAGCCUGAUCAAAUCUGGACCGGCUUGUUAUGGCAAAGAGGCGCUUGCCGAUGGCGUGGACCUGAGCGAGGGUGCCGCACUGCUCAUCGAGAAGCUCGACGCCUCAGAUCGGCCUCUGUGGGUUCUCUGCUGGGGAGGGAUCAAUACAUUGGCACAAGCGCUGCACCAUGUGCGACGCACGAGGAGCGAGGAGGAUGCGAGGCAGCUGCGCUCAAAACUCCGUGUAUACACCAUCAGCGACCAGGACGACACGGGCCUCUGGAUCCGGGUCACCUUUCCCGACAUCUUCUACAUUUGCUCAGUUCACGGCUGGAAAGAGUAUGGGCUGGCUACAUGGGUGGGCAUCUCAGGCGACAUGCUCAUGAAGCACAUGGACAACGGAGGCCCGGACGUGACAAAGGUCUCCAAGGAGUGGUUGAAAGAUAACAUCCAAUCCGUUGGGCCUCUCGGAAAGGUGUAUCCUACACCAUCGUUCAUCAUGGAGGGUGACACGCCAACGUUCUUAUACCUAAUACAGAACGGAUUAGGGUCUCCAGAGAACCCUCACUGGGGCAGCUGGGGAGGAAGGUAUAUCCUUGGCGACGUUGGCGGUGCGGCCAAGCACUACAUGGACGCUCGCGAUACCGUCAUCGGCAAGAAUGGAUUAACAUUUGUAACGAACCAGGCCACGGUCUGGCGCUGGAGAGAUGCUUAUCAGAACGACUUUGCGGCGAGAAUGCAGUGGACUUUGAACAAGGAUCGCAAGCAGGCCAAUCACGCUCCCGUGAUCUCUGUCAACGGCCGCACUCCUGGACCGCAGCCAUUGUUCAUCGACGUCGAGGCUGGCGACGAGCUAAGUUUGGAUGCUUCGGGAACAUACGACCCAGACGGGGAUGAGCUUUUCUUCCGGUGGUUUCAGUACAAGGAACCUACGGCCGCGCAGCUAGAAAUACACUGGCCGGUGGUGCCAGAGGUUACCUUUGAGCCGAGUCACAAAAGUGCAUCUGUCAAGGUCAAGAUGCCACCGCCUGAGAUCUGCGCCGUCAAUGUCCUCACUGGGCAUGCCCUAGAUAAGGGCCAAGUGCUACAUUUGGUGUUGGAAGUAACUGAUUCUGGGACUCCUUGCAUGACGGCUUACAAGAGGGUUGUGGUGCAGAUAACGAACAAGGGGCUGAAGGGCGGGAAUAACAAGGUCUAUGAUACCAUAACCGAGGCAAUGGGUCACUCUACAGGCUAG
This is a messenger RNA of Pyricularia grisea, 1500 nucleotides long. RefSeq lists its product as uncharacterized. The transcript has a single exon. NCBI's taxonomy places the organism in Eukaryota, Fungi, Ascomycota, Sordariomycetes, Magnaporthales, Pyriculariaceae. The record is from RefSeq and is a predicted model, not a curated record. Gene Ontology annotation, molecular function: hydrolase activity, hydrolyzing N-glycosyl compounds. The coding region runs from base 1 to 1500 and encodes 499 amino acids.